Molecule: messenger RNA, 607 nt
Organism: Momordica charantia (bitter melon)
Lineage: Eukaryota; Viridiplantae; Streptophyta; Magnoliopsida; Cucurbitales; Cucurbitaceae
Product: cytochrome C oxidase biogenesis Cmc1-like protein
Source: RefSeq, a predicted model, not a curated record
GGUCCUUUACUAAUUUGCAGAGCAACUUUCCUUUCCCUCCCAAAUGGUGUGGGACCCCAUAGCCACAUGGGAAAGCAAUGGGAUGUUACCUACCGGCGAAGCUCCGAUCAGCGGCGGCGGCGUUGGCGGUUGCGAGCGGCUGGAGCAGGCUCUCCGAGACUGCCACAGGCGAGUUCCGGACGGUCCGGCGCGGCGAUCGGCUUGCCGGCAUCUAAACCGUUCUCUGGCGGAGUGCCUGGUGGCUACGGCUUGCCCUAACGAGGCGGAGGCGGUGCGAACCCUCUGCUCCACCGCCGGAACCGCUCUGAAGAGAUCGCAGUGCCAGCAAGCUAAGUUUUCCCUCUCUUUCUGUCUCUCUUCUCUCCAAUUAUGAAACCCUAGAUCCCUGAAAUCGCCAUUCAUAUCAUCGAACCAGGUGCGAAGUCCAUCGAAGAACACCGUCGGCGAAGCUUUUCUAAUUGCAUUUCUUUUUUCUUUUUAUUUUUUGUUUGAGAUCGUAAAUUUAUGUAAUUUAUUUGAGUUUUUACGAGAUCGAUCAAAAGUAUACAUUCUUUCGAGUAUUUUACUGCGAUUCAGCCCACAUUGACGGGAACUAUUGUUCUGAAAA